AUGUCUUCAACGCCACCUCUUUAUGAUUCCUACUUGUCAGAAAAGGAAAAUUAUGAAAAAUUCGGAUUUAGAGCAAAGCCUAAACUUAUUUAUCAUUUUGAAAGGGAAUCGAGAAUUUGUUUAAUUAAAUCUCAAGAAGAAGACUCGGAAUCAAGAUAUUACAUUUUCAAAGUCGCUGAUGUUAAUGAAUGCAAGUAUCAAUUAAUAAUACCUUACCAUAUUCGACCAACAAUAUUUCGAAUUAUUAAAUCUGAUAGUGGCAAAUAUUACAUGCUAAUGGAUUACAUUGCUAGUUUUGAUCUUUGGAAAUUUAAACCAUUAACAGAAAAAUAUCCUCGUUCAGAUAUAAACUUUUAUAUUGCCAAAAUUAUUUUUGGAUCUCUCUACGAAUUACUGCUUCUUCAAUCUAAUGGUUACAUACACCAAGAUAUCAGUCCUGAUAAUAUUGUUUUUGAUGUAAACUUCGAUCCUUGGAUUAUUGAUUUCGGCCAAGUGAAAGAGAAAAUAUCUGGUAGCGUUGCAGAAAGUACUAGAAUAUCCGGUCAACCAAAGGGAAAAGACAAAUACAUAUCAAAAUACAGAGCUCAAAAUAACGGAAAAUUUUUCUACUAUGAAGAUGAUCAAUUAGUUUCCUGGGCCAAAUCAGUAUUAGAUGUGUUCUUUGGAGAUAUAAAAGAUGGCGAUCCUUGGUAUCCCAUUAAACAAGAAAUUGAAAACAUUCUUGAAUUUGAGAAAAAAGACGAAAAAACUAAACAAGAUGGCAUAAACACAUACAAAAGAUUUGUUGAAUCUAUUCCAAGACUUAUUAACCAGCACGUGAGAAAGAUAAUCCCUAAUUUUGAUGAAUUUCAAUCAUUUUUGUCUCAUGUUUGCAACAAUUCCGAAUUUUCUUUUAGAAAAAUCGAAGAAGAUUCUUUAACAAAUUUCUAUAUCGAUAAAAAUGAGACAGAACGAAGAAUCGAAAGAGGCUUUGUAUUAGGAACACAAGAAAACAUUAAUAAACUUAUUAAAAUAUGUUCCAAUACAAACCUUCCUAGUGGAGUUACAGAUAUGUUAGAUAGAUUAGCUGAAAAAUAA
Molecule: messenger RNA, 1077 nt
Organism: Trichomonas vaginalis G3
Lineage: Eukaryota; Parabasalia; Trichomonadida; Trichomonadidae
Product: AGC family protein kinase
Exons: 1
Coding region: 1-1077 (358 amino acids)
Biological process (GO): peptidyl-serine phosphorylation; intracellular signal transduction
Molecular function (GO): ATP binding; protein serine/threonine kinase activity
Source: RefSeq, a predicted model, not a curated record